AUGAAUAAAGAAGUUGUCUUCCAAAAUGAGGAGGGAAGAGAUGUUUUAUUUAUCAAAGAACAUGUGAAGAAUUUUCUAUUUAGUAUCCUUCAUUUGAGACAGGUUCAGGACCAAAGUGCUAAGAUGGCGGGGAGUGACGUUCGUGACAUCCUGGAUAUUGACACUGCUCCAGAGCAGGCCUUUAUCACCAAAGAUGCCCUCAUGAACAAGAGUCAGAAAAAGGUGACAAGGAAGUCGAUGGAUGUCUCCUUCAAGCGUCCUGAAGGAAUGCACCGGGAAGUGUGGGGCCUUCUGUGGACAGAUAAUAAAGAUUCCCCACCAAUUAUUCCCACGGACACCAAUCAAGGCUACAAACAAAUGAAGGCAAAAAUUGGUAGCAGUAAGGUGCGCCCCUGGAAGUGGAUGCCAUUCUCAAACCCAGCCAGGAAGGAUGGUGCUAUAUUUUAUCACUGGAGACGAGAAGCAGAUGAAGGCAAGGAUUAUCCAUUCGCCAGGUUUAAUAAGGCAGUGGAUGUUCCCGUUUACUCAGAUCUGGAGUACCAACAGCAUCUGCAUGACGACAAUUGGACACGCCAGGAAACUGACCACCUGUUUGACCUUUGUAAAAGAUUUGAUCUUCGAUUUUUAAUCAUACAUGAUCGCUGGGACAGAGAGAAGUUUCAUAAUAGAAGUGUAGAGGACCUAAAGGAAAGAUACUAUGGCAUUUGUAACAAUCUCACAAAGGUGAGAGCUCCACAAGGUACUGAACCAAAAAUACGGGUUUUUGAUGCCGAACAUGAAAGAAAGAGGAAACUUCAGCUUACAAAAUUAUUUGAAAGAACACCAGAACAGGUGGAAGAAGAGGAACACCUUAUUGCAGAGCUUAAAAAAAUAGAAUUGAGAAAGAAAGAGAGGGAAAAGAAGACACAAGACCUACAGAAGUUGAUUACAGCCGCGGACAGUAAUAUUGACAGUCGGAGGGCAGAGAAAAAACACAAUAAGAAAAAAGUACACCAACAACAGAAACUUAAAGAAGGCCUGCCAACUGUGGAACCAUCAGGCAUCAAGUUUGCUGAUUUCAAAGCAUCUGGUGUAUCACUUAGAAGUCAGAGAAUGAAGUUGCCAGCAUCCAUAGGACAGAAGAAGACAAAAGCUAUUGAACAAGUUUUAGAAGAGCUAGGAAUAGAGUAUAACCCCAUGCCAACGGAGGAAAUUGUAACACAAUUCAAUGAACUACGACAGGACAUUGUCUUAUUGUAUGAACUAAAGUUGGCAUUAGCAACAUGUGAUUAUGAAGUGGAAUCUUUGAGGCACAGAUUUGAAACUCUGGCACCAGGAAAGGCUGUAGAACCAGACCUGAUUAAGCCAGACACAAGUACAGCCAAUCUGGAAAUAUCUUCCAACCUUUUCAACCCUGUCCUCCUCACACCAGACUCUCCCUCCAGACAGAAGAAGUUGGCAGAGGCUAUUGAUGUUGUUGGGACACCAGGAACACCAAACAGGAAAAGAAAGGCUGCACUAGAGCAAAGCAACAUCUUGAAGAAGAUUAAACACUAAGUAUGAAUGAGAGAGUGGUUUACUAGAAGUAAACACAAGUAAGAAUGAGGAAGGGGUUUACUACAGGUACCACAUCCUCUACUGAGGAUCUCAGUGGUGUGUGUAGUCACAUGGGAGUUGUUUCCUGUGGUAGUCGGUCAUCAGGACAUACAGAAGAAUCUCCGAUGCUAAAGCUGUCAAGCAAAAAUAAGAGUGCGUAUUGUUCUGAAGUGAACUCCUUUUCCAGCUGAACACACACAGAUGUAGUGCUCAUUGUAGGUAAACUUUGAUGGAAGACUUCUUGAAACUAAGGAAAAUUUUUGUCAUUCUCCAAUGUUGUAUGUGAACUUCUUCAUAGGACAAGAAAUACAACCUGUUACAGUCUAUAGAUCACCAAUUCUUACCACUGAUUCAGCUGGAUUUUCAUUCAGAAUGUAAAAUCAUCCUGGAAUUCAUUUUCAUACCAUUUUGAAUUAGAGAUUUUUUCGUCUGGUAUUUUGAAAAACAAACUGUUAAAUUGCUGUCCUGUAACCAUGAGACAGCCAUUAUGCAGUGAGAGGUUAGAUUAGGAUCUGUGGUCCUAACCAUUUGAUGUUAGAUGCAUGUAUUUGUUAAAGAUGAAUGUUACGAAGUAUAAAUGGAUCUGACACGAGACUUGUUUAAAUGUGUUUUAUGAUACUUGGUAUGUGUGAUCAUAAUCAUGAAAAAUUAUGCUGAAAUGAAAUGAUUGCUUGUGCUGUUGUAGAAACAAGUGUAUGCUGACAAUAUUCUCUAGUUUAAUAGGAAUUGUCUCUGGAGAAGAAGAAAUGACAAAGAAAUAAUUACUUCAUAUCCAACAAGAGAAUCUCUGAAAUACGGCUGUAUUAAAAAAAAAUACAGCGAUAAGAGAUUUUUUAAGACAGACAUAGAAAAAAAAAUGAGUGGUUUCUCUCUUGGAGCUAUUCAAGUCAGAUAUUUUUCUCCAAUGGGGCUCCAAGAAUAAAACAAUUUGUUGUGUGGAAAGUGUUGAAGAAACUGUCUUGUUGGGUAGAUAUUACAUUGGAUCAGCCCCUCCAAAUGAACAGAAGUAUAUGUGCAAGUCUUUGUUGUAGUUCUUUUGAGUAUAUCUAUUAUACCAUGUGCACGGUCGAUAGUACCAGUUCAUCAGCAAAGCAAUAUCAGAUUAUGAAUGAAAAAAUAAAA
Ylistrum balloti is the source of this 2697-nucleotide messenger RNA. Its product is annotated as DNA methyltransferase 1-associated protein 1-like. The record is from RefSeq and is a predicted model, not a curated record. Bases 1 to 1536 code for a protein of 511 amino acids. Lineage: Eukaryota; Metazoa; Mollusca; Bivalvia; Pectinida; Pectinidae. Gene Ontology annotation, molecular function: transcription corepressor activity. Gene Ontology annotation, biological process: chromatin remodeling; negative regulation of transcription by RNA polymerase II; DNA repair. Gene Ontology annotation, cellular component: NuA4 histone acetyltransferase complex; nucleus; Swr1 complex. The transcript has 14 exons.